Vicugna pacos (alpaca) is the source of this 2342-nucleotide messenger RNA. RefSeq names its product small integral membrane protein 20 (gene SMIM20). The record is from RefSeq and is a predicted model, not a curated record. Lineage: Eukaryota; Metazoa; Chordata; Mammalia; Artiodactyla; Camelidae. Gene Ontology annotation, cellular component: mitochondrial inner membrane. Gene Ontology annotation, biological process: mitochondrial respiratory chain complex IV assembly.
CGGAAGCGAAAGCCGGUACUCUUCCUCCGAGCGGGGUCACGACCCAGCCGGCGUGAGUCUGGAUUCCGAGAGUGCGGGGUGCUCAGCGGGUCAGAGCAGCCCCUGGCUGUAGCCAUGUCCCCGAACCUACGCACCGCUUUCAUUUUCGGCGGCUUCAUCUCCCUGAUCGGCGCCGCCUUCUACCCCAUCUACUUCCGGCCUCUAAUGCGGCUAGAAGAGUACCAGAAGGAACAAGCCGUAAAUCGAGCCGGUAUUGUUCAAGAAGAUGUGCAGCCACCAGGGUUAAAAGUGUGGUCGGAUCCAUUUGGCCGGAAAUGAGAAGGCUGUCCCCACCUCUGAUUGUGAAAGGAGACAGUCCUCGUGCUUUCAACUGCCCCAAGUUCAAUAAAUCGCCUGGCUAGAGAAUGAUGGCUGGAGAAGAAAAGUCUCUAAUGUCGUCAAGAGUGCUGUGCACAAGAAUUAAUUCCCUUCUUAAAUAUCAGAGAACCCUGGAACAAAUCACACCAUUAGGAAGGCUUUCAUGAUUCGGUUUCCUUUCUAAAAGUGAAGCUCUGUCACCCAGCUGUGUUUGGAGGCGAUCUGCUUAUUAUUCCGUCUCUACCUCUUACCCAACCGAGCUGGGAUGUGAAUGUAAGCAACCAGUAGACUUGGGAAGAUCCUAGUCUGUUUGUCUGUUUUGCCAUCUUCCAAAAGGAAAUUUCAGCUAAAAGCCACCAUAGCGAGCAGUCUCACAGGGCUCUUCGAAAAUGUUAAAGUAGAUAAAACUCUUUGAGGACAAGGUACAUUAUUACUUAAGAAUAAACAGUUCAGCUCAACUAGCUCAUUGGGAAAGUUGCUGCCCGUUGGAAAAUAAAUAUGAAGCAAAUUCAAACUACAUGGGUGUGCAUGUGUAGUAGAAAUCAGUGCUGAAUUAAAGGAAGUACAAAUGUGUGUAUUAAAAUGAUUUCUUUUUAUUUGACAAUGGUAUAAGUGUUUUUUGUAAAUCCUUUUUUAUAAGCUCAUUAAGUUGUACCAAGAAGUACUAUUUGACUAGAUACUUGUGUGGUGGUUGUCAAAUUGUAUACAAGUAGAAAUCUUAAAGAGCAGAUUUGUGGAGACAGACAUUUAUUGAAUGUGAUUCUCUACCAGGUACCUUCUUGCUCUAGUGCUCUUUCUGCCCGCUUACUAGAUGAUGUGCUUUUGAAGAGACACACCCCUCAUUUUUCCGUCUCGCGGAGUGCCUCGCUCAUUACUGCAUGUGUGCUCUUUGAGAUGAGCUGCCUGAUGACAUAAUUUCAUUAUUGUGAACUGGGAGUUUGCUUAACAGACAACUGGCAUAAUUAUGUUGAUUACUGUCAAAAAGAAAUGAGAUUGAUAGUUCCAAAACCAAAGUCAUCAUAUUUUGGUAGGCAUUCCCUAACAUUUAGUUGACUUACAAUUAACAACCCCAAUAAAAGAAGUUGACUCAUUCUGCGUACGUUUGACCACUGUUUUCCUUGGAAGGGGCACUAGAAGGUCGUGUGACUUAAAGUCAAGCACCCAGUGGGUGCUUAAUUGAGAUUUCUCUGUCACAGUGGCCAGUGCUGGUCCCAUCUGCUUUGGAAAAUAUCCAAGCUGAAAUGACUGUGUCUGAAUGUCGUAGUGAAGAACUUGGCGGCCCUGAUGGCUUAUUUGUCGCCUGGAACAGAUUCAAUUUAGUCUCCUGGGUGGGAUCUUUGUCCUGGUCUUGACCUUGCCGUUGGUCUACCUCUUUGCAGAGAUAAAGAGGCUUCCUGUCCUGCUCAGCUGCCUUGAUGUUUUUGAAAGGAUCACUCCUGAUGUUAUCAGAGGUGUAAUGUCAGACUCUGCUGCCCACACUUGACAAAAGCCAGGUUGUAAGGUUGUAAGAGUGUUGACGGAGGGUCUUGUAGUGCCUCCAGGCAGCUUCCAGGUGUGCCUCUGGGAGGUCGCUGGAAGCACUGGAAAGAGGGAUCUUCAUCAAAUACAGUUAGGAAACAGAGUUAAAGUUAAUUAGGUUUAUUUGCUUCUAAUUUGACCAUUUCCAAGAGAGACAUAACAUUUCCCAAAUGUAUUUAUUACAGCAGAGCCUUUUUUUACCGAUUAUCUUCUGGACCUAAUGACCACCAACAUCCUUUAGGGGAAAUCCUCCCCUAGACCAGUGGUUCUCCAACUUUUUAGUCUCAGGACCCCUUUAACACACAAACAUUUUUGAGAAUUUCAAAGUGUUUCUUCUAUGGGUUAUACUGUAUUAGAAAUUAAAAUAUUUUUUAAAAUAUAUUAACUCAUUUAAGAAUAUCAAUAAUAAACCCAUAUAGGUUAAUAUGACAUUUUUGUGUGAAAAUUUUAUUUUCCAAGACAAAAAA